GGCAGGGGCUGAUGGGCUUUGGGGCGCCCAGGGGCCGCGAGGGAGGCGCGAGCACCGGAUGGUCCGGACCGGCGAGAUCCGAAGGCGGCGGCCGGGCAGCCCCUUUGCCUCGGCGCGGCGCGGCGCUACCCGGGAAGGGCGGCGCCUGCCCUGACCGCGCCUUCGCCCGGGUUGCCUGGCGGGCCGUCGAGAGGGAGCGCGGGGGUCGCCCGGAGCGCUCCAGGAAAGCAUUUGCGCCGCCAGCGCUCCUCCGGCGCCCUCAGCCUCCCGAACGGGCGCGGUCGAGGAGGAGCAGCGGCGGAACCGGGGCUCCCGGGGCGCGAAGCGGCGUCUCCCCCGGCGGCGCCGGAGUCCCUGGCCAGCCCGCGAAGGAGCGGAUGGACGGGCUCCCGAGCGUCGGCCAGCCCGCGCAGCUGCAGCUGUGCCCAUAAUUCCCAGGAAGGCCAGAGGGACGAAGGGGACCUGUGGGGAAGACGGUCGUCCACCCAGAACCACUGACAAGGCUGUCCUCUUCCUGGCCAGGGCAGCCUUUCCACGAAGGAGCAGGGAGGCUCGUGGGAUGCUGCUUCCUCUCCUAAGGCAGUGCACGUGGGUGUCUCAGCACGGUAGACCCCUCUUCUGGUUCCGCUGAGGGGGAAGCCUUGCAACCCAGGAAGCUGCAGGCAAGAGCAGCUUCUGCUGUUGGGGAAGUGAAAGGGGGAGCGUCCCUCCUUUCUCCCCCUUCACUUCACUUCUUUGGAGGCCAGAAGACUAAAGGACCCCACCCCCAGACCCAAUUUCUAGAGAAGCCAGGCACAGAUGCACCCAGGUACCAGCAGCAACGGAGCUGAGUGGGAGCAACAUCAGGGAAAGGAAGAAGAACCACCGCUCUUUAAUUUACUCUGAGAAAACCUCUUAAUUAGCCUCAUUUGGCAGCUCCCCAGCAGGCACCAGCGCAGACCGGGGAAGCGGGCAUUUGGCACUUGGGGAUGCUCUGAGCAGCCAGCCGCUCAGCGUCAUCAGGCUCUGCUGCUCCUGCCAGCCCCACCGCUCGCUCACUCUGUGGACUCGGGCCGGGCCUCAGUUGCCUACCGUGCAGCCAGCUCUCCCCAGGCUCCAGCCCUGCUUCCGGCAAGAAUGAACGAAAUCCUGGACCCAGCAUCCCAGUCCAACCUGGGGGUCGUCUCGGCCACCUGCGUCUCCAAGGUGGAGCUCCGCGUCUGCUGCAAGCACCUGCUCGACCGGGACACCCUCAACAAGUCAGAUCCCUGCGUCGUCCUCCUCAUGCAGUCCCAAGGACAGUGGGCCGAGGUGGACAGAUCCGAGGUCAUCAAAAGCAGCCUGAACCCAGUCUUCGCCAAGGUGUUUAUGGUGGACUAUUACUUUGAGGAAGUGCAGAAGCUGCGCUUUGAAGUCUAUGACAUCCACGGGCACGGCAGCAGCACGGGGACCCACGAUGAUGAUUUCCUGGGAGGCAUGGAGUGCACAGUGGGGCAGAUCGUGGCUCAAAAGCGGGUGAGCAAGCCGCUCUUUCUCAAGUACGGGAAGUCCGCCGGCAAGUCCACCAUCACAGUGACCUCAGAAGAGAUAUCUGGAGACAACGGCUUUGUGGAACUGUUCUUUCGGGCAAAGAAGCUGGAUGACAAGGAUCUUUUCAGUAAGUCAGAUCCCUUUCUGGAGAUCUACCGGAUCAAUGAUGAUGGAAGUGAGCAGCUGGUACACCGGACUGAGUUUGUCAAGAACAACCUGAGCCCCAUCUGGGAACCCUUCAAAGUGUCCCUGAACUCCCUCUGCAGCUGUGAAGAGAAGCGGAAGCUGAGGUGUGUCGUCUUGGACUAUGACUCCCGAGGGAAGCACGACUUCAUUGGAGAGUUUUACACCACUUUUGAGGAGAUGCAGAAAGCCACAGGUGGCAACAAGAUCCAAUGGGACUGCAUGAAUCCCAAGUACAAACUGAAGAAGCGAAACUACCGAAAUUCAGGGGUGGUCAUUCUCCUAGACCUGAAGAUCCACAGGGUCUACUCUUUCCUGGAUUACAUCAUGGGCGGCUGCCAGAUCCACUUCACGGUGGCCAUUGACUUCACAGCCUCCAACGGGGACCCCCGAAACAGCUGCUCCCUGCACUACAUCAACCCUUAUCAGCCCAACGAAUACCUGAAGGCCCUGGUGGCCGUGGGGGAGAUUUGCCAGGACUACGACAGUGACAAGAAAUUCUCUGCCUUGGGCUUCGGAGCAAGGAUCCCCCCCAAUUAUGAAGUCUCCCACGAUUUUGCCAUUAACUUCAAUCCUGAGAACGAUGAGUGUGAAGGCAUCCAGGGGGUGGUGGAGUCCUACCAGAGUUGCUUGCCCAAGAUUCAGCUCUACGGCCCAACCAAUGUGGCGCCCAUCAUCUCCAAAGUCGCCAAAGUAGCCGCUAAUGAAGAAAAAACCCAGGAAGCUUCGCAAUACUUCAUCCUGCUGAUCUUAACUGACGGGGUUGUGACUGACAUGGCGGACACGCGGGAAGCCAUCGUCCGGGCCUCCUACUUGCCCAUGUCCAUCAUCAUUGUGGGGGUGGGCAACGCCGACUUCACGGACAUGCAGAUCUUGGAUGGGGAUGAUGGGAUCCUUCGCUCCCCCAAAGGCGAGCCUGUCAUGCGGGACAUUGUGCAGUUCGUCCCCUUCCGAGAGUUCAAGAAUGCUUCGCCCACCGCCCUGGCCAAGUGUGUGCUGGCAGAGGUGCCCAAGCAGGUGGUUGACUAUUACAGCUCCAAGGCCUUGCCCCCCCGUGGCCCCGAAGGGAGCAGCCCUGGCUCUACUCUGAACUCACCGCAGUGAACCCACCGGACCUCAGCCUCCCUGCGUCUGUCUCCCCCCCUCGUGCUUGUUCUCCAGCAAGAAGGUCGGCCGAGAGCUGCUCCUCCCACCGCACAGAGCAGGACGUCUCCUGCGUCCCCCUCGCUAUUUCGGCACCGGGACAGCCAGGUUGUGCAAGAGGCCAGCAAGUCCAGGAAUGGCCCUGUGAGGAGGGAGGGCAGCCCCCCCAAAACAGAUGGCAUAGAGAGUGGGCAGCCUGGGCAGCAGGGGCUCCCAGCUGGGCAAUGCCAAGGGGCAGCAGGAUUGCAAAGGAAAGAGAGGAAGGUAAAGAGGAAGAAGUAGGCCAAGAGGGGAAGCGGGAGUGAUGCCCUUUGCCCGUCAUCACUGUCGCUCAGAUACAUCCACACGUGCAAAGAAAACUCCUCUUUGCCCUUCUUUUGCUCUGUCUCAAGCGGGAAUAAACGUCCGUAUGUUUUAUAGCCGCCCCCAAGGGUAGAGCAGCUCCCCUUCUCUUUGUAAUGGGGCACCCUGGAAAGAGAAAUAAAGCAGGGGCAUUCUGGGCUGGGGGGGGCAGAAAGCAGAGGCAUCCCAAGGGGCAGAGUGGGUCCGAAAGCCCCCCAGGCUGGGCCCCUGAGCCUGCCUUCCACAGAGGAGCCCAGGACCAUCUCUGGAGGGUUUCAGCUUUUGGGAAUGGACCUUCAGCACCCCAGCUCUUCCCACACCAGCACCUUGGCAAAGUGGGGUGCGGCAGAGAGACCCUUGCCACAAGUGGGGUGUCGCAGCAGGGCCCCCUCCCUUCUGUGUGCAGAGAGGGCUCAGAUGCUGGGCUCAGAUGCCAGGUAUGCAGCAUCAAAGGAGCCCAUCCGUGUUGCAAAAGCGCUUCAGUCCAUUUCACAGCCGCCUCCUGUGCGUGGGCGGUUUGGGUCCGGGCCCUCUUUCCCCUCUGUGCACUCCAUGGUCGUCUUUUGCUGUGAUGUGUCAUUUGCUGAUGGUUGCAUGAGAAAUCCUAGAUGUACCCAGGA
Crotalus tigris (Tiger rattlesnake) is the source of this 3797-nucleotide messenger RNA. It is a transcript of the gene CPNE7, whose product is annotated as copine 7. The record is from RefSeq and is a predicted model, not a curated record. Gene Ontology annotation, molecular function: calcium-dependent phospholipid binding. NCBI's taxonomy places the organism in Eukaryota, Metazoa, Chordata, Lepidosauria, Squamata, Viperidae. Gene Ontology annotation, biological process: cellular response to calcium ion. Gene Ontology annotation, cellular component: plasma membrane. The transcript is spliced from 17 exons. Bases 1117 to 2796 code for a protein of 559 amino acids.